This is a messenger RNA of Hemibagrus wyckioides, 3183 nucleotides long. It is a transcript of the gene tafa4b, whose product is annotated as TAFA chemokine like family member 4b. The coding region runs from base 824 to 1225 and encodes 133 amino acids. Gene Ontology annotation, molecular function: receptor ligand activity. Lineage: Eukaryota; Metazoa; Chordata; Actinopteri; Siluriformes; Bagridae. The transcript is spliced from 6 exons. The record is from RefSeq and is a predicted model, not a curated record.
CUCGCUCUGACCCUGGCACCCUUUGAAGACUCUAAGCAGUGCUGCAAGGACACUCAAAAAAUAAAAUAAAAUAACAUUAACACCAUAUUUGUACAUCCUUCAUAACUGAAGCCUGGAAUAGACUUGAUGUCCAGUCUGUGGAUCACUUCAUAACGUCCCCACGAGACUUCAUAACGGAGCUGGUUUAGGUUUUCUGUCUAAUCUAGGAAUUAGAAUUAAAAUCGAGUUGAGUAGAAGCAAUGGGAUCUUGUUUUGAUGCAAACUAUGUGUAAUACAAAUCUGACCACCAAUUGCACUUUAAUUCGGAGAAGAAAUCGAUGACUUGGUCCCACAGAAAGUAAAAAGAAAUGAUCGGCUCAUUGCAAAAGGUUUCUGUCACUUCUAACUCCUGAAACAACAAAACGAAUACAGGUAAUGUUCAACUUUAAUCUGAAUGCAUGCACAGUGUUACAAACUUCGGGGAAAUAAAGCUUUAAUGUCUCCUAUAGAUUAUUGUAAACUUGUCCUGUUGUGUUUAAAAGUGUAAAUGAAAUCUGAUCAUUAGUGAGUUGUUAUUACUCUGUCUCUAUAUGCAGCCGACCUGGGCGCACCUUCUUCCCUAACGCACCUGAUUCGAUUAAUGACCUCAAGACGCAUGCUUAAAUGGACUCAGGUGUGUCCGUGAAGAUAAAACAAGCUGGCACGUGCAGCACAAGCUCGCUUCUCCAGGACCUGGGAUGGGAAAUCUCAGCUUCUUCUCCGGCGUAUUCCGGUGAGAGGAGGAACACAGAGGCGAGGAGUCAGAGUUGAUCUGUGGAUCUGGAGUGAGAGAAUUAUCCCGGGGAUGAUGGAAAUAAGGUGGAGGUCUGCAUGGCUCUUGCAGCUUAUCCUCCUGGUCGUCUUGGUGAUGCUGUCAUGCCGACCAGUGUGUGGUGGUACCCGGAGUCACACAGGUCAGUACCAGGUGAAGCAGGGUACCUGUGAGGUCGUGGCGCUCCACCGUUGCUGCAACAAGAACCGGAUCGAGGAGCGCUCGCAGACCGUCAAGUGUUCCUGUUUCCCUGGACAGGUUGCUGGAACGACCCGCGCUCAGCCGUCCUGCGUGGAAGCGUCCAUCGUCCUGCAGAAAUGGUGGUGUCAGAUGCAGCCGUGUCUGGACGGGGAGGAGUGUAAGGUUCUGCCAGACCUCACAGGAUGGUCCUGCAGCACGGGCAACAAAGUCAAAACCACCAAGGUCACGCGAUAGCGAGAACACGGCGGCCCCCCUCGGCUCUGGGAGACCUAAGAAUCUUUAACAUGGAUUUCUAUUCUGGGAAAAGUAGCCGGAUUACACCCGGAUAUCAUCCAGACUGGGAAUUUAGCAAACAAUGGAUGGAUGGACUGACGGACUGACGGACUGAUGGAUGGAUAUAUCAUGUUGUAAACUUAAAGUGAUGAAAAGACAUGAUGGACAAGGUCUAUUUGUACAAAAAAUAAACCAAAAAAAAAAAAAUAAUCGAUAUAAAUAUCCAGUGGUGGAGGAUGUGGGCGGAGACUUCUCAAAUAUAAACUCUUGAACUCCUAGAGGAACGUAGCAGAGUUGCUUUUUCGAGGGACUGUAUGGAAGAUGGAACCAACCUUGGCGAGUGUGUGUGUGUGUGUGUGUGUGUGUGGUGAGUGUGUAACUGCAUAUAGCCGUGUGUUUGUGCAUCCAUAUAUGUGCAAACAUGCACUUGUGUGCAUAUAUGUCCGUGUGUGUGUGUGUGUGUGUGCGUGUGCAUGUUUGUGAGCAAGCCAAGAAAAUCUCCAAGGCCGAAAGCGGCGAGCUCAUCUCCAUGCGAGAGCACGGAGAGCACGUCAAUCACACGUCAGUCUUUUCAGACUCUUAAUUAGAGUUGCUAAAUAGGAUCAAAACAAUGUACGAUAUUAGCACUUGUUAGAAAUCAGUUUUGAGAUUCAUUUUGUUUUUGUCUAGAUAGUUCCUUAUCUUCAUGUCACACCAGGUCCUGGGGGAAGCCCAAUGCGAACGCAAGUCGCUGUCGGUUGGACGCUGAUAAAAUACAAAAGACUUCUGUGAUGGAAAAACAAAUCUUCAUGGAAUUUAUCCGGUCUCAUUUUUCUUUUUCUUUUCUUUUUUUUUUUGGGACAUUUUAACAUACUAGCAGAUGAUAUUUAUCUACGAAACAUACGAACUACACAUGUAUCCUUAAAACUCAUCCAUCUUUGUUUGGAGAUUUUAUUUAAAGCGCUUUUCAACCCAACAGCGCAUCACGUCUGCUUUUUAUCACUGAACACUGCAGUUAAAUAUCUUUAAUGUCGUGUGGUGACUAGCGAUCGGCACAAGACGCAAAAUAAUACUCAAAAUUUAUUUAAGAAGUUAAAUAACCUUGACAUAGCUUGUUUUAUGCUAACUCAUGCUACAAUGCGCCUCCAUAACAGGCUGAACCGUUUAGAUGAGACGCACCGAAUGCAUCCAAAUACGUUCAAGGAGCCAAUACUUUCGCUCAACUCAAGCGUGCGCCAAAUUUAUUAGCUGAUUUUUAAAGAAAUCCUAUAAAAACACGACGUGGCUGAAUCUGAACCAGUGUACAUGUAGUGCACUAUUUCAGUGCCCUUAUUUCAUACCCUAUGUACUGAACCGAAUGAGAAACUGAUUCAUAUUCGACUCCAUGAUGGAGAUUUGAUUCGGAUCGCAGUUUUAAAAAAGAAAAGAAGAAGCUGUUGUAAAGUUUGACGUAUCGUGAUGCUUUAAAUACGAAGAAACACAAUUUUUUGGAGACAUCCGCGAUAAAAAUCUCUGUUUGGUGGAAAAGCGCUGUAACAUGCUGCUCGACUCGAACCGAUCAGCGUCUUUAUUUCGACACUUUAAAGGAGCCAUUCUGUUAUUUCUGAAGCGACCGCCGCAAAGACGGACACGUCUUCUGUCCCCUCACCUCAUUUUUAGGAACGAAAAUUAGACUUCAGACAAGUAGCUGUUUCCGGGACGUGACACAGGAUUAUUUCCAGGUCAGAAAAAAAAAAAAUCAGAAGCCGAAGCCGGAGACUGUAACGAAUUCCAGUGCAUGAGAAGGAGGAAAAAUCAUAGUUUUUUAAUGUAUCUUUGAAAUGAUAUGAUUAUAAUAAUACUCUAUGGUCUAGAAACACUUUUAAAAUCCGUUGGGAAAGUGUUUUGAAAAAAAAAAAAUAUAACGUGUGCCCAAAUACUGCAUUAUAAUAAAAGUUCCA